CAAGGGAAAAGAAAAGAAAAGCGAAAAGAAACAAAAUUUGCUUCUCUGUUAGCUCAAAGAUCAACCAUGGAAGCUACCGCCCUAAGCUCUGCGGCCACCAUCGUCUCUUCCUCAUCUUCGUCGCUAUCCAUCUUCUCUCCGAAGAAGAGAACAUACUCAUCUUCGCCAAGAAUCGUCCGGCUUUCUAAGAAGGACGACAAAGAUUAUGAUCCCAAAUUCGAAUCGGAUUCCUUGAGCCUCGUUCCUCUAUUCCAAAAUCGAACUCUCUCGAAUGAUGAGGCCAUGGGAUUGGUCUUGAGCGCCGCCUCGGUCAGAGGCUGGACCACCGGUUCCGGGAUGGAGGGGCCGUCUCUUCCGGCAAAGGCCGAUGCGGAGACGAUUUCAACAUUUCCGUGGUCACUAUUCACGAAAUCGCCCCGUAGGCGUAUGCGCGUUGCCUUCACUUGCAACGUUUGUGGACAGAGAACUACACGAGCCAUAAAUCCACAUGCCUACACUGACGGCACCGUCUUCGUGCAGUGUUGCGGAUGCUAUGUGUUCCAUAAGCUGGUGGAUAAUCUGAACUUGUUUCAUGAGGUGAAGUAUUAUGUGAGCUCGAGUUCCAGCUACCAAGAUGCAAAGUGGGAUGUUGGGGGAUUCAAUCUCUUCCAGAUGGAUGACGAUACUGAUGAUGAUGCCGGUGACGGCCGCAAUGACUCCUUCCCUCUUUAAAGAGGUUGGGACUAGUGAUCAAUACUUUGUGCAAACGAAUGCCGCAUAUAUAUAUAUAUAUAUAUAUCUGUAUAUAGCUAGCUUUAUCCUAUCAUCUAGCACGAAUAAUACGUUUGAAGUAUCUCAGUUCCCAUUGAUAAUAAAUUGGUCAUAUAUAUAGCUCGAUA
Messenger RNA from Brassica oleracea var. oleracea, 878 nucleotides. RefSeq lists its product as uncharacterized. Gene Ontology annotation, molecular function: zinc ion binding; protein-folding chaperone binding. The transcript is spliced from 4 exons. Gene Ontology annotation, cellular component: mitochondrion. The record is from RefSeq and is a predicted model, not a curated record. Gene Ontology annotation, biological process: protein folding; protein stabilization; protein import into mitochondrial matrix. The coding region runs from base 67 to 711 and encodes 214 amino acids. NCBI's taxonomy places the organism in Eukaryota, Viridiplantae, Streptophyta, Magnoliopsida, Brassicales, Brassicaceae.